GAAAAUGAAGGCAGCGUCAUCUGUAAGUUGUGCAGCAAAUACGUGGACAAAUGGCACCUGCAGACUGACAAGCACCAGCGAUCUUUGUCCUAUUUUAUAAACAAUCUGACUCAGGAGGCAAAGAUACAGCAGAUGCAGGAGUGGAGUACGAACUACAGAAGAAAAUACCCCAAAGCGCGUAUUGCAGAGCCAUCCGAUGGCAAUGAAGCUCUGACGAGUGUCCUUGGUCCGAUGGAAAAAGAGCCCACACCAGUAGACUUAUCCGUGUACAUCCCCCAGCCGCGAACCCUGUUGGAAGUUGCGCCAAUUCCUGCCACGUCGACGCGUGCGCCAUCAGAGCCCGAAGUGAUUCAUGCGUCUAAGGACUCCGCAGGAGUGCACUUAGCCAAAAAGGACAUUCGCAGCUUUCUCAACGGCAUGCUAACGAGAGGUGACCCUGGGAGAUGCGCACUUCUGGAGAAGAACUCUAGCGUCGAGCAGUGGCUGCAAUUGGUUCCGAGCUUGGCUCGACGUGGACACACUGCGGAGGAAGUCCGCGAGGCCUUGUCGGCGUGUAGUGUAGAGGAGAUAGAGGAUCAAAAUGGGCACAAGUCAUCUCCUGACUUCUCGGCACAACGUGGCGCAACUCCUCCCUUGUUCUACGGCCCGGCUUCCUCCUCAAGCAGUCGGCAGCAUGACCUUCUCGAG
Molecule: messenger RNA, 687 nt
Organism: Amoebophrya sp. A25
Lineage: Eukaryota; Dinophyceae; Syndiniales; Amoebophryaceae
Source: the annotation of a GenBank genome assembly